Molecule: messenger RNA, 6475 nt
Organism: Branchiostoma belcheri (Belcher's lancelet)
Lineage: Eukaryota; Metazoa; Chordata; Leptocardii; Amphioxiformes; Branchiostomatidae
Biological process (GO): establishment or maintenance of epithelial cell apical/basal polarity; heterophilic cell-cell adhesion
Cellular component (GO): plasma membrane; protein-containing complex
Molecular function (GO): calcium ion binding
Source: RefSeq, a predicted model, not a curated record
UUUUCCUGGGCAUUGCCGCGGUAGAGACGUCAGUUGUCGCGCGCUGUGACAGCGAGGACUAUUUUGACACACUGCGACAGUAGGAAGGCGCCGCAGGGAUGCAGCUUGUCGCACGGCUGGUGAUGCUGGCCGCGGUCGCCGUCUGCGUCUGUUCAGGACCAGUACGGAGAGACCUGAUGGACCAGGACAUGUACAUGGAACAGAUCACGGAUCUUCUCAAUGGCCUCACUGAUCACGUGGCAGAUGCUGACGAACACAUCCAGGAAGUCAGGGACAAUGAAGAGGAAGAAACUGCUGACGCGGAAACUGAUGAUGACAAGGUGAUGAUAGAUUUCGCAUCACUGCUUCAAGCCAUCGACGAGGACGAUCAUGAGCGAAGGGCCGAUGAAGAAGACAGCGUAUCUGAUAGUGAGAACAAGGUUGACCACGACGAGUUCGGAGACACGAUAACCGUACAUCUGACGGACCUGGACCAAGCUGAUGAUGAGGAAGAACAGGGUCUGAGGGGACUUCCCGAAGACGAAUCUGUUUCCCUGCCGGAGUUUCUCCCGCUCGUCUCCCUACCGGAGUCUUCUGAGGAGCUUAACGAGCAUGAAAAGAAAGGCUGUAAUGAUGGUUGCCCAGGCUCGGCUCAACCUGCCGAGGAUUCUCCAAAACGAGGCGUUUACAUCAACAUAGGCGGACCUGGAGGAUACCCAUCAGGCGGGAACAGCGGAACCAGUGGCCAAGGUGCAAUCAACGUCAUCAAUAACCAGAUCUCCGUGUACGGAGGGGCCGGGGACGACGGGUGCUGCCACAAGUGCUGCGCCGCGCCUCCUUGCGGCUGCAAGGGAAGCCCCGUACCAGUUCCUGUUCCAGUACCGGUACCUGUCCCUGCCCCUAUACAAAAGGCACCUCCUGCUCCAGAUAUCGACGACUGUUCUCCGAACCCUUGUCAAAACGGAGCGAAGUGUAAGGACAUCGGGGACAAGUACCAGUGUGUCUGUCAGCUGGGAUUCACCGGAGACCGCUGCGAGACCAAUGUUGACGACUGCAGCCAGAAUCCCUGUGAAAAUGGCGGGAAAUGUGAAGAUCUGGUCAACGGCUUCAAAUGUAAAUGUGCAAAGGGCUAUUCCGGCAACGUGUGUGAAGUCGACGUUGAUGACUGCGCCGGAAAACCUUGCCAAAACGGUGCCGAGUGUGUGGACAAGGUAGACAGGUUUCAAUGCAAAUGUCUGAAGGGAUUCGCUGGAGAACUCUGCGAAACGAAUGUUGAUGACUGCGCUGGCAAUCCGUGUCAGAACGAAGGCACAUGUAAGGACCAGGUGGACGGGUACCAGUGCGUCUGUAAGCUGGGAUUCGCCGGCAAUAACUGCGAAACAAAUGUCAAUGACUGUAAGGACGACCCUUGUCAGAAUGGUGGCAAGUGUGAGGACCAAGUGAAUGGCUACAAGUGCAUUUGUGCAAAGGGAUUCCACGGAAACAACUGUGAGAUCAACGUAGACGACUGCGCCGGAAAGCCGUGCCAGCAUGAUGCCGAGUGUGUGGACAAGGUGAACGGGUUUGAAUGCAGAUGUACUAAAGGAUUCGCUGGAGACCUGUGCGAAACGGACGUGAAUGACUGCGCCGAUAACCCGUGUAAGAACGAGGGCACCUGUACGGACAAGGUGGGCGGGUACGUGUGCACCUGCAAGCUGGGAUUCGCCGGAAACAACUGCGAAAUAGAUGUCAAUGACUGCGAAGACGAGCCUUGUCAGAACGGUGGCAAGUGUAUAGACAAGAUUAACGGCUACGAGUGCGAAUGUGCAAAGGGGUUCUCCGGUAACGCAUGUGAAGUCAACAUAGACGACUGCGCGGGAAAGCCAUGUAAAAAUGAAGCCGAGUGUAGAGACAAGACGGACGGGUUCGACUGUAUCUGCCGCCCGGGCUUCGCUGGAGUUCUCUGUGGCACAGAUGUUGACGACUGUGCAGAGAGCCCGUGUCAAAACGAAGGCACGUGUAAGGACCAGGUGAACGGGUACAAGUGCACAUGCAAACUGGGAUUCGCCGGUGUUAACUGUGAAACAAACAUCGACGACUGUAAGGACAACCCGUGUCAGAAUAACGGCGAGUGUGUGGACAAAGUGAACGGCGUGGAGUGUGUGUGUAAGAAGGGAUACUCCGGCAACCUGUGUGAACUCAAUAUCGACGACUGCAAAGACCAGCCGUGCCAUAACGGUGCAGCCUGUACGGCCCUGGUGGACGACUUCACCUGCGUCUGUCCUGCGGGAUACGCCGGCAAACUCUGCGAAACAAAUGUGAAUGACUGUGAAAACAACCCAUGCAAGAACGGAGGGAAGUGCAAGGACAAAGUGAACGCCUUCGAGUGCGAAUGCGCGGAGGGAUUUGUCGGAAACCUGUGUGAACUCAAUGUAGACGACUGUGCGGACAACCCGUGUCAGAACGAAGGAACAUGCACAGAUAAGGUCAACGGGUUCACAUGCACCUGUCCGGAGGGUAUCACCGGAGACCUGUGUGAAAAGACGGUUGUCGCCUCGGCAGUCUUCCCACCGAAACCAAAGAGUGCGGCCCAAGUUCAGUCUGCUCCUCCACAGGCCCCAGCCCCAGUAGAGCAGCCGGCACCGGUUGAGAGCUCCAGUCAGACCCAGUCUGAGACUGUGGUGCAAUCCGAAGAGACCCAGCAGGUGCAAUCCGAAGAGACCCAGCAGGUGCAAUCCGAGCAGACUCAGCAGGUGCAAUCCGAACAGACUCAGCAGGUGCAAUCCGAAGAGACUCAGCAGGUGCAAUCCGAGCAGACUCAGCAGGUGCAAUCCGAGCAGACUCAGCAGGUGCAAUCCGAAGAGACUCAGCAGGUGCAAUCCGAGACGCAGAUGCAAUCCGAGACUCAGGUGCAAUCCGAGACUCAGGUGCAAUCCAGUGAGACUCAGCAGGUGUCUGGAGAGUUGGAAAUCGACUGUGCCAAGUGGCAGACCUGGUACAGCGACAUCAAGACCAAGGUCGGAGACGCCGCGUUCAAGACAAUCAUGCAAACAUGUCGGCCGGUCGUCUGCCGGGAUGCAGCCUUCAAGACGACUUAUGCAGACAUGUUCACAACCAUCGACUGUGCUUCUUAUCUCCUCACCCUCAGCAGCAAGACCGAGACUCAAGAAAUGAAACUGGACUGUGCAGAGUGGCAGGAUUGGUACACCACAGUGAAAGAAAAACUGGACGCAGCGCAUUUCCAGAAUGUUCUGAGGACCUGUCGACCGGCUGUCUGCAAGGAUCCUGCGUUUAAAGAAACAUACGCAGAUGUCUUCAACACCAUCGAGUGCGCCUCCUUCUUGCUAACACUAUCAAGCUCGAGCAAGACUACUACUAAGACUACGCAACUGGCUUCCAUCCUGGGAGCUCUGCCGAUGCAGGUGUUGAAGUUGAUGUUUAAGGGCUCGUCUCAGUUAGAUGAGGCCCAUUCCGUGCUGAUGGGCCGCCUGGGAAGCCAGUCUUACUGGGCCCCGGCUACCAACGACGUCAACCAGUACAUGCAGAUAAACCUGCUGCAGACCACCACGCUUGCCGCCAUCGCUCUCCAAGGCUCAGGCGACAGUUUCGUCAAAACCUUCAAGCUACUCCACAGCGUGGACGGCGAAACAUGGACUGAAUACAAGGAGACUCUAACGGGAAGUAAGGACGGCACGGCGGUGACCACAGUGCAGCUCACCACGCCCAUCACCGCCCAGUACAUCCGGAUCGUGCCCCUGACCUGGGGACCGGGCGGCAUCGGGCUCAAGACUGAGGUCUACAUCUCGGCUGCUCUUGCCGCCAGCUUCACCUCUAAACUCCAGACGAUCGUCACAAAGAUAAUACAGACGAAGACGAAGACAGUCACCAAGCAAUUCGCGGCCAUCCUGGCGGCCAUCCCGCCCCAGGCCCUGACCAUCGUCCUGAAGGCCUCCUCCGAGCUGGACGCGGAGCACGCUGCCACCACGGCCCGUCUGGGCUCCGAGUCCUUCUGGCAACCAAAGACUGACGAUGCAAACCAGUACCUACAGAUCAACCUUGGCCAGUCCACCACUAUUGCUGCUCUAGGCCUGCAGGGGUCCGGGGAGCGUUACGUCGCCACCUUCAAGCUGCAGUACAGUGUGGACGGGGAGAAGUGGACGGACUACGCCGGGGAAGAUGGCACCGCUCUGGUGUUACAGGGCAGUAAGGACGGCACGGCAGUCACAACUCUCCAGCUGCCUAAAGCCAUCACCGGGCAGUACAUCCGCAUCAUCCCCGUCAGCUGGGGCACCGGCGGCAUCGGGCUCAGGACCGAGGUCUACAUCACUGCCGCUGCUGCUGCAAGCUACAGGCCGACAUUUAAAAUCGUCCAGAAGUCGACACAAACCCAAACCAAAACCACACAACUGGCAGCGAUCCUUGCGGCCAUCCCGCCCCAGGCCCUGCCGAUCGUGCUGAAGGCCUCCUCAGAGCUGGACGCCGAACACGCCGCCAUCAAGGCCCGGCUCAGCAGCGGGUCUUUCUGGGCCUCGGCUACUAAUGACCAAGAACAGUACCUGCAGAUCAACCUCGGCCAGAGCACACAGAUCGCUGCCCUGGGCCUGCAGGGCGGAGAAGGCCGCUGGGUGGCGACUUUCAAGAUCCAGUUUAGCGCUGACGGAGAGACCUGGACCGACUACAAGGCCGGCAAAGAGGCGGCCGUGGUUAUUGAAGGAAACAAGGACGCCUCUGCGGUGGUGACCAUGCAGCUUCCCCAGCCCAUCACUGCUCAGUACCUCCGCAUCAUCCCUGUCACCUGGGGGGAGGGCGGCAUCGGGCUCAGGCUGGAGGUCUACAUCACUGCAGCUGCAGCCGCAAGCUACAGACCAACCUUCCAAAUCAGCAAGACACAGACCCAGACCCAGACCAAAACCACACAACUGGCAGCGAUCCUUGCGGCCAUCCCGCCCCAGGCCCUGCCGAUCGUGCUGAAGGCCUCCUCAGAGCUGGACGCCGAACACGCCGCCAUCAAGGCCCGGCUCAGCAGCGGGUCUUUCUGGGCCUCGGCUACUAAUGACCAAGAGCAGUACUUGCAGGUCAACCUCGGCCAGAGCACACAGAUCGCUGCUCUGGGCCUGCAGGGCGGAGAAGGCCGCUGGGUGGCGACUUUCAAGAUCCAGUUCAGCGCGGACGGAGAGACGUGGACCGACUACAAGGCCGGCAAAGAGGCGGCCGUGGUUAUUGAAGGAAACAAGGACGCCUCUGCGGUGGUGACCAUGCAGCUUCCCCAGCCCAUCACUGCUCAGUACCUCCGCAUCAUCCCUGUCACCUGGGGGGAGGGCGGCAUCGGGCUCAGGCUGGAGGUCUACAUCACUGCAGCUGCAGCCGCAAGCUACAGACCAACCUUCCAAGUCAGCCAGACACAGACCAAGACUAAGUCCUCAUCCAAACAGCUUGAUUGUGCACAAUGGUCCACCUGGCUGGAGGCCAUGAAGGCCCACCCUCAGUUUGCAGUGAUCAUGAAAACGUGUGCACCGCUGACCUGCAAGGACGCUGCCUUCCUGAAAACUGAGCUGGCCGCAACAUACUGCAAGAGUAAGCGUGUUCAGGAAGAGGUGGAGCUAGAAGCCGACAGCGAGGGCCUGACGGCUACUGUGGACGACGUGGAUGAAGAACUGGAGGAGAAACUGGGGCUUCUGAACAAGAUCAGCAGCAUGAGGAGCACCCUGCAGCAGCUCCUCCAGCGAGCUCGCGGAGUGGUCGGCAUGUAGCGCCACCUGGCGACUUGAUAUUGCACCGCACCAUUACCUAUCUAAUAGUGCAAUGCUGUCACUCAAGUUGAAAAAGCAACUUUAAUACGAUUUGUUUAAGUAUUCGGUGAAUAUGUAUUUUUUUCUAGUUUAAGUAAUAAAGAUUUAAGAACAAUAUUGACAAUGCGAGAAACAGUGUAUCUUUAAGAUCCUUUCAUCUUUAAGAUUCUUUUAUCUUUAAGAUGAUAUGCAGCGUCUUGUCAUUCGUCAUAAAUAAUUCUAACUUAUUAAAUAUGCUGUUCUGUACUUGUGGCUUCUUGACUUAAGCUUCGAUUCGGAAUAUAAGUGUCUUCUGAUUUUCGCUGCAUAUAGGGAUAGGUUUCAGAGUAGUACAGAACUGAUCUUACAUAUAUUUAAAAUGAUAGCCGGACGAAAGGUGCUUUAUGAACAUUAGCAUUAAACUAUAGCAUGCCAUUAGGACGGUAGUACUUUGUCACUAUAGCUUAACUUCUCUAGUUAGAAAUAAGUUUUACAUAGUUUGGUGAAAAUAAGGUGUCACAGAAGGAAAUGUAGGUUUGCACAAAUAGACUGUGUGUAUGCCCAUAGGACGUGUGUAACAAGGACUGAUAUACCACAACGUUGUUAUGUUCAGUUUCUUUUUAUUAUUUGGCAAGGCAUGGAAUGAGAAAAGUAGGCAGUACUAACAAAAGAACUGAGGAUGAGUUGCAAACAUAAUGAGUUGAUAAAAUCUUGACUGUAAGACUGUGGUACCAAAUAAAAUGUGGGGA